AUGACGCCAUCCGAGAGGUUGCACUUUGUUGUGAACAACCCUAUCGUCGGUGCGUUUAACUUGCUCAACACUGAAGACAAGAAAUCCCCCCUCAAAAGCUUUCUAAAUCAGAAGCCAUGGCAUCCCAUGAACUUUCGGAACCAGGCCCGUGUCUGGGAGGCCGAGCAAGCCAAGUAUGAGGAGGAGAAGAAGAAGGCAGAGGCCAAGGCAGAGUUUGAGGCGGAGCAGGAGUAUCUUCAGACGCUGUCCAUGCUGAGCGCAGAGGAGCAGGAGAAGUACCGGCAGCGACAGACGUUCCUGCCCUCACGCUCCCUCUUCAUCAUGUACAUGCAGUCUGUUUCAUUCCUGUACAUGAAGCCUCCUGGCUACGAUGCGUCUCUGGAGAGGUUGGAGCAAGCCAACCGGGAUGGGACAGCAAAGCCGUCCACGCUUCCGGCCUCUGGAGGGGCAAGCAGCAGCCAGGCGGGGUUCACGCCCCCACCUGGUCCCCUGGGCAAGGGCGCCACGGCAGGCACGACGAGCCAGGCGGGGCCGGGGCCCAGCGGACAGACACCAGGCCAGGGCCCAGGAGGCGGAGGCCUGGGGGCCAACUACCUUGCGAAGAUGCUGGAGGGGUAUCGGGCCGCCAAGGGAGACAAGUUCGAGCUGAAGGGGGGCGGGGCUGAGAUGGGGCGGAGCCCUCCCCGCGGCGGGGUGGAUGCAGGGGCCGCCAACCAACAGUUUGUCAUCGCUGAAGUGGACAGCGAGGAAGAGGAGCGUGCGCUGCGAGAGGCUGGCAUGACGGAUGCUGAGCGCAGGGCGGCAGCCAAGCAGGUGGCCAGGGAGGCUCGUGCCGCCCAAAAGGCCGCAGACAGGAGUUCGGGAGUCUGGGGUCCGUCCCGGUGCACCGACCCCGGCGAGGUGUUCAAGCCCUUGGAUCUUCAAAGACUGGGAAGCUUGGUCCAGGACCCCAGGCCCAUCGACCAGAAGCAAGCGGAGGUCCUGGAGGUGGUGGAGACGCGAGUGGCAGACUACGUGGAGAAGGGCACCGCCCUGGAGGCCGGGCUGAAGGCCGGCGUAGCCUCCGUGCUGCCCCAGGGCAUCAAGGACGCGAUCCCGGCGACGCUGCGCGAGUCGCUGCUGGGGCGGGACACUGGCAGGGGGAGCGGCGAUGCCCCCGCAUCCCGCGCCGAGCCGGCGGCCGCGGAGAAGCCGCAGUCCUUUGCCAACAACCUGCUCCAGCGCCAGCAGCCGGCGCCGGCCACCGCGCCGAGCUCCAACGGCGCCUCUGCGCCGGGCCUGGCCACCUGGACCAUCACCACCGACGAGGAGGACGGCGUGGCGCGUCCGCUGUCGCCUGGCGCGGAUGUGAGCGGCGCCGGCGACGCGCCCCCCGCCAUCCUCGCCGAGCUGGCGGAGGUGCUGCAGGGCGUCGGCGCCCUCAAGUCCACGCUGCUGGCGCUGCGCACCAAUGGCGACCCCGCCCUCGGCACCAUGUCGCGCCUGAACGUCCGGGAGGCGGAGGAGACGCUGCGGCGGCGGCUGCAGCAGCUGAGCGCGGUGCACGCCGUGAGCGCGGUGCCCGACCCGGAGGUCGCCGCUGCCAUCCAGGAAGGCGAGGCCCUGCUGGCCGAGAGUGCGGCCCUGACGGAUUGA
Auxenochlorella protothecoides is the source of this 1635-nucleotide messenger RNA. Its product is annotated as putative zinc finger CCHC domain-containing protein. Gene Ontology annotation, molecular function: transcription corepressor activity. Gene Ontology annotation, biological process: negative regulation of DNA-templated transcription. NCBI's taxonomy places the organism in Eukaryota, Viridiplantae, Chlorophyta, Trebouxiophyceae, Chlorellales, Chlorellaceae. The transcript has 11 exons. Gene Ontology annotation, cellular component: nucleus. The record is from RefSeq and is a predicted model, not a curated record. The coding region runs from base 1 to 1635 and encodes 544 amino acids.